AUGCUCUUCGCAGCCCUGCUAUCGCUUUCUCUUUUCCCUUGCCUCUAUGCCCAGUUCUUCAGCCCCGUUCAGAACAGAGAAACAUGGAGGAUUGGAGAAACAAAGAAUAUCUCUUACAACACAAAGUUCAAAAACUACACAAUAGCACUUUGGCAACAAUCCCUGAUUGGCGACUCCGCAGACGUUGGGGACAUUAUAUUCUCAAUCCAGGAUGGCUCAGGUCCCGUUAAAGAACUUACAUGGACAGUCGCGACGAACAAGUUAGAUUUGGGCUCGUCGAAUGUCUUCUUUCUCUGGCUAUUCGAAGGAGAUCCGUCUCAUCAGGGAAACUUCGAUUUUCAACAAAUGUCCUCGGCGUAUUUCAACAUCACCGACGAGCCUGAAAUUCCCACAUCGACCCUAUCGUCGUUAGUAGCCACGACUGUGAUAAUAACGCCAUCCGAGCUUCCAACAAGCACCCAAGCCCUUCCAUCUGUACCUACAACAGAAACCUCGACCCAACAAACGACUGUCAGUGAUGGACAGACCGCGUCUGCUGGCACACCUACUGUCAGUGCCAGCCAGAGCAGCAUAGCUGAGCCUUCUGGUGGUGGCGGCGGUGGUAGUGGUCUGCCCGUCGGAGCGCAGGCUGGGAUCGGAGUUGGUGUCGGAGUCAUCGGGAUCACUUGCGUGGUCUGCGCCAUCACAUGGUGCAGGUACCUUAAGCGACAUCAGAAGGCUCUUGACAACUUGCAGGAGAUGGCACUAUCACAGCCUCCUGCGUACAACCGCGACUCAGCAAGGUUACAACCGGCGGUGGUUGAGGCGCCCCAGUCACUGGCGAGAUCAAACGGCUUUUACAUCAGUUCGAAACCUGUUGAGAUUGGUUGA
This is a messenger RNA of Colletotrichum phormii, 870 nucleotides long. RefSeq lists its product as uncharacterized. Lineage: Eukaryota; Fungi; Ascomycota; Sordariomycetes; Glomerellales; Glomerellaceae. The coding region runs from base 1 to 870 and encodes 289 amino acids. The transcript has 2 exons. The record is from RefSeq and is a predicted model, not a curated record.